AUGUGUGCAAGUGAUUUUUGUAAUCGCCACGAAGAUGAUGAAGAUGACUACUGGGAAGUUGAUAAUUACCGCUCGCGGCGCACCGACGCCAUCAGCCGACGCGUCUACUCCGCCCUCAUCAUGAAACUCAUUGACAUCGCUAAGGACCUGCCACGAAACUCAAGCGCAACAAGUCGCAUCGACACGGCGCAUCGGUACUACAUGUCUGUCGAGAGCACCGACAUGCACGACCAGAUGGCAGACGUGCAGGUCUUCCACGCGUGCGCCAGGCUUUAUGAUAUUAUGUACACUACUCCUAGAAUCAUGUCCGAGUUGGGAAACAUGGACGACUUGACACCUCGCAUCUUAGUCAAGAAACUCAAGGACUUGGAAAUAAAACCGGUGCAUCUCGGAGUCGCACUAUUAAUUCAAUUUCAUCUCCGGAACACAAUAAACUUUGCAAUUCGUUCUAAAACAUUAGAAGUGUUGUCUACGAAGCCUCAGAUGGUCGGCCCUCAAGUUAUCGACAUGCUAAAGUCGCUGGCAUCCAGACUUCUGCCUAUUGCUGAGCUGUUAGAUAUCCACCUAGCUCAUUCAAGCCCUGCUUUUAAAGACACUUGUCCUUCUACUUGGCUUGGUAUUGUCAAUAAUAAACAACCUUGAACAUG
Melitaea cinxia (Glanville fritillary) is the source of this 647-nucleotide messenger RNA. RefSeq lists its product as uncharacterized. The transcript has 5 exons. Lineage: Eukaryota; Metazoa; Arthropoda; Insecta; Lepidoptera; Nymphalidae. The coding region runs from base 1 to 642 and encodes 213 amino acids. The record is from RefSeq and is a predicted model, not a curated record.